Molecule: messenger RNA, 379 nt
Organism: Staurois parvus
Lineage: Eukaryota; Metazoa; Chordata; Amphibia; Anura; Ranidae
Source: the annotation of a GenBank genome assembly
CGCGCCACCCUUCGCGGCGGCCUCAGCUGUCAGUCACCGGGACCCGGCCGUGAUUUUCCAGCCUCUCCAACUGGGGGGGGAGAACUGUUUGUAUACAAAACAGUUCUUCCCCUGUCAGCUCCUGCACACUGCUUUGCAUGGCCAUGCAAAGCAGUGUGCUUACAAUGAAGCACCAACACAGGACACAGUGUAAAACAGCACACAGGUAACCCUUUGAUCGCCCCACAUGUUAACCCCUUCCUGCCCAGUGCCAUUAGUACAGUGUCAGUGCUUUUUAUUAGCACUGAUCCCUGUACUGGUGUCACUGGGGAUGUCAGUGACACCAAGUCAGUCCUCCCAGUGUCAGAAUGCCCGCCGCACUCCCGCUAUAAGAUGCUGA